CUUCAGCGGAACUUCAUUCAACAGAGAGAGUGACACUGAAGUAGACAGAAGAUCUUCAGCAGAAAUCUAUUCAGCAACAAAGUCAAGAAUGAACAGAGCAACAGCUGUACUGACUGCCAUCCUGCUCCUGUGUGCUAUUGCUGCACAGGGUAUUCCAAUCCCAGGUACUCUAGGACGGUGUCAAUGUCCCACGACCAGCUCUAAUUUUAUCAAUCUGAAGACCAUCAAGAAUUUACAAUACAUUCCCAAAGGACCACAUUGUGAGACACAGGAGAUAAUCAUCACCAAGAAAAAUGAGCAGAAAGUUUGUGUGAACCCUGAUGCCAAGUGGGUGAAGAUUAUCAUUAAAUCCAGAAAAGGUUCCAGACGACGUAACUGAGAAUUGAAGCUGCAAAGGGAUUCAUUUGAUUGCCCCCUGGGAAAGUUGCUGUACAGUGAACACUGAAAUGAAGGAAGCUCCCUGAAGGGCAUUCACUUUCUGACAUCACUGUCCAAUAUGUUGUUUAAGCAGUUCCCCUGCUUUGAUUCUCUGAAAUCUAACUCAGUGUUCAACCCUCUUGCACUGUAAUUGUUUACACAGGACUAAGAAAUCAGACUGCCAUCAAGAAAAUUUGUACAGUGCUGGAGGGAUUCUGUUCAUGGGAUGUGAUUAGUACGAUUUUGCUGAAGUGGUCUGGCACUGUUGCGAGAUAGCAAUUUGUUAGCCGUCUCCAUAAGCAUUGGAAAAUAAUUUUCAAUCAAAAAAGUUGCAGGUAGUAAAGAAAAUCUUAAAAGACUUGUAAACUACGGCAGGAAUCAAAAUGAAACCGAUCUAUUAGGUUUCAAAUGCUUUUAUUAUUAAGACAAUUGAUGCCAUUUUUUCCAAUAAUUUGAUUUAUUGACUCAUGGUAAAUUUUUUCACUAAAUUUGUGCAUCAUUGCCAAAGCCAGCACUUUUAUCCCCCAUUCCUUUAUGCACAUGUGAAUGUGCUGGUAAGCGACUUUGUUGAACUGCUGCAGUUCUUCUGGCUGUGAGGAGAGGAGAGAUCUGAUGGCAAAGCAAGGCAAAAUAGACAGGCAAUGGGACAAGUGAAGGAAUAACAGCUGUGUUACGAGGAGUUAUAAAUGGGAAAAUACAGAACGGCGAACAAAUUGCUACAGUCCAACGAGAAGGUGGAGGGGCAGGGAUUGUGAUUGGAAACUGUUUACCAUAGUGUUGAUUCUGGACUUGGAGAUGCCUGUGUUGGACUGGGGUGUACAAAGUUAAAAAUCACACAACACCAGGUUAUAGUCCAACAGGUUUAA
Chiloscyllium plagiosum (whitespotted bambooshark) is the source of this 1283-nucleotide messenger RNA. RefSeq names its product interleukin-8-like. Gene Ontology annotation, molecular function: chemokine activity. The record is from RefSeq and is a predicted model, not a curated record. Gene Ontology annotation, biological process: chemotaxis; defense response; immune response. Lineage: Eukaryota; Metazoa; Chordata; Chondrichthyes; Orectolobiformes; Hemiscylliidae. Gene Ontology annotation, cellular component: extracellular region.